Messenger RNA from Sipha flava (yellow sugarcane aphid), 1734 nucleotides. RefSeq lists its product as uncharacterized. The record is from RefSeq and is a predicted model, not a curated record. The coding region runs from base 105 to 1667 and encodes 520 amino acids. NCBI's taxonomy places the organism in Eukaryota, Metazoa, Arthropoda, Insecta, Hemiptera, Aphididae. The transcript is spliced from 4 exons.
AAGUAACUAACAACAAUUCAUUUAAUCAGUUUAUGUUUUAGCGCGUAGUAGAAUGCAUGUUACUGCCGUUUAAAAUCCAAUUGGCUAAAUAACAUCAUAGGAAAAUGUUUAAAGUAGUUUUCCUAACAAUAAUCGUAGGAGUAACAAUUUGGAAGACACACGCGAAUAAGACAUAUGAAUCAAAAUGUAGAGAGGAUAUUGAAUGGGAGUUGAAGGAGUAUGUCAAAUUGGAAAUUUGGCAAGAAUUAUUCAGACAACAUUUUAAAUUUAUAGUUAACAAGAAUGGAGAAAUCAUAAGUGAAAAAAAUCGGCUGAAAUUUAACACAAUUAUUCAUAACGCAAUAUACGGUUGCGAUCACAAACGCAAUGAUGAAGUAGAUGAUUGUCCAAAUAUUCAUAAAGGGAGUAUAACGUCGUGCAAGUUUGGACGAAAUUUGAGAGCUGCUAUGUUUAGAACGGCAAGAUGCGUCUUUGUCGAAUCGUCCGUCAAACAUAUAGUGCUUAGCAAUGCCGUGUUGGAUGUGUAUCCCUUAGACAUGUUGGACCGUGUAACGGAUAACGUCGACAUACCAAUCAGGAAGUUUGGUGAGACCAUGGUCAAUAUGUUGAGCACACUUGCUCACGGUGAACUAGAAGGACUGGCCGAACUGAUGGCUUUAAAUUUGUAUUUGAACAACAAAUUCGGCACCGUGCUUAUUCACAAGAUACCUGUGGACCCGAUCACGUCGCCAGAUGAUUUUGCAGUAGCCAAGAAGCACAUGCAAAAAGUCCAUAGUAUGAUUUUAGAUAAACUGUACACUUUUUGGAACACUUGGUGCAGUGACAUUGACGUAGUGGCGAAGCACCAAUACAUGUACAAGAGCUCUGCGUUCGUAGAGUUAAUAUCUGAAAUGGAGAAGAACACGAAGGACACCGAUGAUUUCAUUCGCGGUCUGAACGUGUCCGACCACGUCGUCGAUUUAGAUUUCGACCCGAAGAGGAUUGCGUUGACAGACUUUGUGAAUCACAUUAUUUCGAGUAGAUCGAUGCCGACUGAUAUGUUGGCCGACAUGCAGUUGAAAUCGUUCGAGAUAUCGUACGAGUUCAACCCGCACGCUGUUUACGAAUAUCAAAUGUCCGUGUUCAGGACCAUAUACACCUGUUUCUAUUGGACGACGAUCACGCACUUGAAACUGUCCGUCCGGUUGAUCGACAACCUCGAAAAACGCGGCGUACAGCAUUAUCAAACGACCUUUAUCGUCAACUUCGUUAGGUACAUGCGACCACUGACGGUGUUCGACAUCAACCGAAUUCAUUUCGUGGCCACGCUGUCGACGGACGCUGCGAGAAAUUUGAAUAGAUUGCUGGCGUUCAUGUUGAAGAUCUACCGUAAUUCAAGAAACACGCGUUCGAAGAACUGGAUUCCCUCGUCGAGACCGGCGAUUCAGAAAUUCGUUGAUUUAUUGAGCGCCGACAUGAAAACUAUGUUCAACAUGGAAGUGCCGGAUAGUUAUUUCGAUAAUUUGAGUUACGAAAACAACACAUUAAAACUAAUGCAGUCUAAUUACCGAGCCUUCGUUCGUUUAGUUGCAGCUACAAGUGGAUUCAUAGAAGAUCAAAUUAAUGUAAUCAAACUAAAGAAAUUCGCAUUCUUUUCGACCGAGGCCAUUGCAUUUGAUGGAAUUUAAUAUUUCUCACAUUUUUUUUUUUUUUAAAUAUAAUACCUGCUACAUUUCAUUGUAAAUAUAACUACCU